Messenger RNA from Antrostomus carolinensis (chuck-will's-widow), 4443 nucleotides. RefSeq names its product otogelin-like protein. Gene Ontology annotation, biological process: L-arabinose metabolic process. The record is from RefSeq and is a predicted model, not a curated record. Gene Ontology annotation, cellular component: extracellular matrix. NCBI's taxonomy places the organism in Eukaryota, Metazoa, Chordata, Aves, Caprimulgiformes, Caprimulgidae. The transcript is spliced from 27 exons. Gene Ontology annotation, molecular function: alpha-L-arabinofuranosidase activity. The annotation marks the transcript as partial.
GGUAAACUGGCAGGUUUGUGUGGAAAUUUUGACAAAUAUACUUCAAAUGAUCUGACUACAUCAAACAACAUGGAGGUGAGAAAUGCACAGGUGUUUGGAGACAGCUGGAUAUUAGGACAGUGCAAGAGCGCAAAUGAAACACUAAAACCCUGUGAGGUACAUCAGAGCAAGUUCCCUUAUGCCAAAAAGGAAUGCUCAAUUUUAUACAGUGAUGUUUUUGCACCUUGUCGCAAUGUGAUUGAUGUGACUUCUUUUGUCAAAAACUGCCACACAGAUACGUGCAACUGUAAUCUUGGUGGGGACUGUGAGUGCUUGUGUACCAGUAUUGCAGCUUAUGCCCACAAAUGCUGCCAGCAAGGAGCAGCAAUUCACUGGCGAUCUCCUUCGCUCUGUGCUUAUGACUGUGAAUAUUACAAUCGAGGUCUUGGUGAAGGACCUUAUAUUUUAGCAAGUUAUGGAGUGAAUGACACAAUUAUAGGAGCUAACAUAUCCAGUAAAAGGAUAUUUCCCCUGCCUAGAACUGGAGCAUAUGGAAAUGUAUUUUUCAGUUUCAUGAUAACUCCAGGUCUUUUCAAAGAUAAAGAUUUAUCUCUCUCUCUUGUUUCCCUUGAAUCUGCUGAAAGACCAAACUACUUUCUGUAUGUACAUGACAAUGAAACUGUUGGGUUGGAACAGUGGCAGGCAAGUGCCUUCUUUUGGAGACGAGCCACCUUUUUCCACCACCAGGACCUUUGGAGUCCAGGGCUCAGUGCCUUCGAACUGCACAGUAAAAAAGGCUUUUUCAUUGUUCUCACCUCAUCCGGUGUUAAAGUGGCAAAAUAUGAUGAUUCAGAAGAAUUCAAACGUUUGAGUAGCUUUAGUAUUGAAGAACUCAGUGCAUCUGUGCCGUAUAGAAGGAUGUGUGAAUGGCGAUAUGAAUCUUGUGCUAAUCCUUGUGUUAAAACAUGUAGUGAUCCUGAAGGGAUAGCAUGUAAAUUCCUUCCUCUGGUUGAAGGAUGCUUGCCAUACUGUCCCAAAAACAUGAUCCUUGAUGAGGUCACACUUAAAUGUGUUUAUCCGGAAGACUGCAUACCUGUGACGCCUACAGAAUCAGCAACUGGAACAAAACCUUCGUUGUUAAUCUCUCACAUGGGUGCUACCAUGGAGAAAUUUCCUCAGACGCCUCCUUUAUUUAUUACUUCAGGGACUAACUCAACUCAUACUGGUGCGCCAAACAAAAUAAUCAUGAAGGCAAACACAACUUUAAGGGGAAUGAAUAUGUCAGCACAGUCCAUUACAGACUUUUAUUCACUGGAAGCAUCUAACGCAGCCACCUAUUCAAUAUUUUCAAUGCCAAGAAAACAGAGUUCUUGGGUAAGUUCUUCAGAAGAAGAUGGAACGUUAUCAGCCGUAUCAGCUGGAAUCAUGACUCAAUCCACUACACCAAUGAUCACGAACACAACAGUGACUGCUACAUCCCUAAAAGCACCUAAUAUUUUUUCGAAAAUACCACCUAGCUCUUCAGCCAGUUUAUUAGCUACUUCUGGCACUACUGUAGCCUCUAGGAUUACUACAAAAGACACCGAUUCUUUUGUUGCUGAUUUGGAGUUUUAUGUGGCUUCAGAUUCAGUUCCUACUACCAUAGACACACUCAUGCUUGUGUCACACAAAUCUUUAUUUACACAUGGAGCGACUCAGGCUUCACAGAGCACUAAAGAAACUCCAAAAAUUUUAUUCAUGAAAACAUCUGGUACUACAAGUCCAUUAUCACAGACGAAGAGUACCUUAUUUACAGCUCCAGAAGUUAAAUAUGCAACUUCAUUUGAAAGAACCAUGGAUAUUUUAGAAAGUGGUCAGACUUUACAUGAGCAAAGAAAUGUUACCAAGACAAAGUCAACCACAACUGAGAAAUCUUCCCUGCCUUCUUUGACUGUAUCUGCAGUUCAGAGUUCACCGUUUUCAAGAAAUACAACUUCAGUAAAAAACCUCUCUCUUUCUGGAGUCCCGGAUGUAACAUCAUUAGCUUGGUCCAAAAUCCCAACACAUAAAACCAUUAAACCUUAUUUCAGUAUGACAGAGCCCACAGACCUGCAGACAAGAACUAGAAUAGAUUUAUCUCAUACUAGUGGUGGAAUGGCUCUGCCUUCCUCUUCAAAGCCUGUGAAAACACAAACUUACCUGGCAAGAACAGAAACAAUGACAGCUGUAGCUGACAAGGCUUCCUUUGGUACAGUGAUGCAUACACUGAUAUCUACAUCUUCUGAAUGUGUGCCGAGGUACCUUGAACCUGUGGACAAAUGCAGCCAGUAUGUAUGUGUUAAUAUGGGUUGGAUGUUAUAUAAUCUUUCAAGAAACUGCCCUAAGGAUGUGCAGAAGCCAGACUGUGGUUUUCAAGGAAUGCCAGUUCAAGUUAACACUGAUAGUUGUUGUCCAGAAUGGGAAUGUCCCUGCCAAUGUUCUGUACUGUCUGAACUGAGUGUUAUUACAUUUGAUGGAAACAACAUAGCCCUUUGUAAUAUGGCUUCCUACAUUUUAGUCAAGUUACAAGGAGAAAUUAUUGUUGCUCAUAUUGAAAAGUGUCCUGCUAAUCAGAGUGCAAAUUCAAUAAGAAAGCUAGUUUCCCCUGCAAGCACUUCAGGGCUCUGUUUUAAGAAAUUAAAUGUAACAACAUUCACAAAUAAAUUACUUAUCAAUCGUUUAGCGAGAAAAGUAGUCGUGGAUUCUGUAAUUCAAUCAUUACCGUUUUCAAAAGAAGGACUGAGUAUUCAGGAUACUGGCUCAAUGUAUGUCAUUAAUACCCCAGCUGGUAUGAGCAUCAAGUGGGCUCAUGUUACAGGCAUCAUAGAUAUACAGUAUGGAUUACACUCUAACACAUCGAUGAAGACAGAAGGACUUUGUGGGGUGUGUAAUGGAGAUCCUACUGAUGACCUGAAAAUGCAAAAUGGGACCAUAAUUACAAAUAUGGAGGAAAUUGAAGUGUUUAUUCAGAGUUGGGAAAUUGAGAAAUCACUUGAUGUAACAACCAGGAGGCCAGUAAGAAACUGUACUGAAGAUAACUGCACAUACUGCAUGGAACUGUUAAACAGAAGCACUUUUAUCCCUUGUCACAAGAAAGUGUCACCACAGGAGUUUUGUGAGAAGAUGUGGAUCAAUAGUACUUAUUUUUGGAAUUAUGAGUGUGAUGCACUUUCUGCAUAUGUGGCUUUAUGCAACAAGCACAACAUCUGCGUUAAAUGGAGGACACCCGGUUACUGUUCAUUGAUUUGUCCUGAGGGCAAGGAAUACCAGCCUUGUGUGCAACCCUGUGAAGCCAAGACAUGCUUGAAUAAAUGGUUCUAUGAAGAUUCUCCCUGUUCCUAUUUAAGGGAAGACUGUGUGUGUAAAAAUGGCACUAUUCUGCAUAGAACAGACUCUGACCUCUGUAUACCAGAAGAAAAAUGUACAUGUACAGAUAACAAAGGACAACCCCGUUCUGCUGGGGAGAUCUGGAAUGGGUCCGUGAGAGGCUGUUGCAUGUACAACUGUUUAGAAAAUGGAAGCAUUGUUGCUGUAGAACCUGAAUGCAAGGAGGAACCACCGCUAGUUUGUGAAAGAGAAGGGGAAGUUAUUGUCCAUGUCAUUGAAGAGAGAGCUUGCUGUCCGAAGAAAGUUUGUGAAUGUAACAUGUCAUUGUGUGACACCAUUAUUCCAACAUGCAAACCCAAUGAAAAAUUAGUGGUAGGCUACCACCCCCUGUCCUGCUGUCCACAGUACCGAUGUGAAUGUGAUCCUUCAGUCUGUUUCAAUGCUUCCCAGCUGAACUGCAGAGAAGAUCAAUUUAUUGUUGAAGCAAAACAGGAAGAUCCCUGUUGUUUCUCUUAUCUCUGUAUUUGUGAAUCCUGUAUUGAGCCUGUUCCCUUGUGUGAUGAAGGGGAAAUUCUCACUGUAGAUCUUAAUACCAUACAUUACUGUUGUCCUCAUUACUACUGUGUUUGUGAUGAAAAUCUUUGUUCUGAGCCUCCUAUGAAUUGCACAGGUGACAUGACACUUGUGAAGGAAAAAAUACCCGGGCAGUGUUGUCCAGAAUGGCACUGUGAAUGUAACUGUGAAAACACUACUAUGCUGACCUGUAAAUUGGGAGAAGUUAAAAAAAUAGAUAGUAGUGUUUCCAGUGCUUGUGGAUGUACUCACUACAUUUGUGAGAAGGAUGAUGUGUGCAUCUUCCAAGAGAUCACAGUGCUGAAUCCUGGACAGUCAGUGAUUCAGUACUUGGAUGGAGACCUUUGUUACACUGUACAGUGUUUACAAGAAAAAGAUCAGACCACAGGAUACAAUGCCAUGCAUUUUACAAUGGUGAACUGUUCCCAGCAAUGUGAAGCUCAUCAAAUAUAUAUUCCUUCCUCCAGUCACCAUACUUGUUGUGGCACCUGUCAAAACGUGUCCUGUUCUUUUCAUACUGAUAAUGGAACUCUAACUGUAUAUGAG